GCGACUUGGUGCUUGGGCGAGGCACCCGUGAACCCACAUCGACCUGGUCGAUUUCGAACCCGUUGCUCAGCCAAUCCCCACCCCAACACUGAACCCAUGCUUCUGCACGGGUAACUAUUUCCAAUCCAACGCGUCCAAGGCCAUGGAGUCGCCUCCAGCAUCCCCAGACCACGGCGACGAGGCCUUCGACCACGCCCACCCCUUUGCAGGCGUCGUUGUCUGCUGCACGAGCAUUCCCACCGACCUGCGUGCAUUAAUAGCAAGGAAGACGGAGGAGCUCGGCGGCACCCACAAGUACGACCUGACCCCCGACGUCACCCACCUCAUCGUCGGCGAGUAUGACACCCCCAAGUACAGACAUGUCGCCAAGGAACGCCCCGAUAUCAAGGCCAUGGCCAUGGGCUGGGUCGAUGCCGUGCGGAACCUCUGGGUCAAGGACGAGCAGAUCAACUUCAGAGCCGUCGAGAAGGAAUGGUGUCUGAAGGCAUUCGAGACGGGAGGCGGUGCGCUGGACGACAACCAAGAGGCCGGGCCCAGGAACUCGCUGAUCUGCUGCCUGACGGGCUUCGACGACCAAGACGAGCGCCAGCGGAUAAUCGACAUGAUCAAGUCACACGGCGGCAGAUACACAGGCGACCUCAGCAAGCUGGUCACGCACCUGGUCGCCCGCCGCCCAGAAGGGAAGAAGUACCUCGCCGCUAGGAACUGGGGCCUGCACGUCGUGGACAUCAACUGGGUAUACGAAUCCGUCGGGCGCGGCAUGAUCCUCGACGAGAAGUGCUUCGACCCCGUGCUCCCCGAGGAAGAGCGCGGCUUCGGCGCGUGGAACAAGCAUGCGAGCGCGGCCCGUCGCAUUUCCCUCGGCAAGCGGCAGAGAGAGGCGGCGGCGAAGCAGGAGCAAGGACGGCGCAAGCUGAGGAAGACGGCGAGCAUGAAGCUCAACAGCCAGAGGGACAACAUGUGGGGCGAGAUCCUGGGCCAGCCUUCCGUCGAGCAGUCCGCCUCUCACCAGACCGAGGAGCCCACCCAGCCGCUGCCGAGCGGCUCGGUCCUGCGAUCUAACGCGUCCGUGUCGCGCGUGAGCGAGUCGGUUGAUAUGAGCCGCUCGCACUCAUCGAUCGGCAACACCGACAACAGGGGCGAUAUGACGUUUGCCUCAUGCUGUCUGUUCGCCACGGGGUUCCCGCCACGGCAGACUGACGUUCUCAUCAACGCAGUCUUAUCGUUGGGGGGCAUGGUGGUUGGGUCCUUGGCAGAGAUCACCAAGCCGGAGGGGAUGAUCCGUCGCUUUGUCAUAGUGCCCCAGAGCGCCGAUCACAAGUCCGUUCCACUGGUACCAGAUGGUGCGGAACUCAUCACAGAGUGUUUCAUUGAGAGGUGUCUACACAGGAAGGCCUUGUUGGAUCCAAGAGACCAUGUCAUUGGCAGGCCGUUCCCAGUCUUCCCAAUCCAGGGCUUUGAGAAGCUCUCCAUAUGCACUGCUGGCUUUACCGACAUCGAUCUCCUGCAAGUCGACAAGACGAUCCGCCUGCUGGGGGCACGCUUUGAGGAGCGGUUCACUGCCGAGGUCUCCCUGCUGCUGUGCGUGUCGUUGGGUGCCGUCCGGAAACAGAAGCUUGACCUAGCUCUGCUCUGGAAAGUCCCCAUCGUCAAGGCCGAGUGGCUCUGGGCGUGCGUAUCACAGGGCAGGAGGCUCUCGACCAAGCCUUUCACGUUUCCCGAGCUGAAAGAAAGGGCCACUACGACGGAGAAGGCUCCAAUAUCGAAACCACUAAGUAGAUCCAAGUCAACUUCUGAUGUGUCCUACAAGAAGUUGACUCCAAAGUCACUACCAGAACGGACCGAGAAGCCAGGUAGGACCAGCCUCCCGGGCCCAGACAUGUCAGCCUUUGACCCCACGCCCCUCGUGUCCACCGAGCCCCCUCUAUCUCGUGCCAAACCGCCAUCAAGGCGGGAGUCCGACGCCGCCACGGUGUUUGAGACUGCCCCUACACACCAGCCCAGGGACCAGCCAGCGCCCGAGCGGGCCGAGGCACGCCCAGGCCCCAGAAACGAAUCCCGCCCACUAGGCGAGAAGUCGGCAAGCGAGCUGAACAGGCCAUCGGCCAGAGACGCCCCUCAGUCCCCAGCGCGCAAGCCCCUGGCACGCGUGCGCAGCGAGGUGUGCGACUCAGAGGCGGGCGACGACGACGACGACGACGACGACGACGACGACGACAACACAACCCCGAAACCAGACUGCCCAACAGAAGCAGGCAAUGAGGCAGAAGCAGAGGCGGCGGCGGCGGCCGAGGAGCAAAGGAUACGGCGCGAGAAGGCAGAGGAGGAGGAGGCGGAGCGCCUGGCCCUCUCGUCACGACUGACCUCGCUCCUCGGCGGCGGCGCACCACCCGCCAACCCCGGCGCGGCGGCGGCGGCGGCAGCGGGAGCGGCCGCCGAGAACACCACCAGCAGCAAAAACGACGACAACAGCGAUCCCGCAGCCGCGGGCGGCGGCGGCAACGACGACGCGAGGCCGGCUUCCAGGCGGAAGCGGCGCGACGUCAUAGGCCGGGCGAUAAGCAACGCCUCGGUCGCGUCGACCGACUCGUCCGGCGGCGGCGGCGGCCACGCGCUGGGCAGGUCCGCGGCGACCAUCGGCGGGGAGGGCUCGUCGCAGGAGGAGGGCGGCGGCGGCGGCCCUGCUUCUGAUGCUGCUGUGGCGGUGGCGGCGGCGCCCAGCACGCAGGUCGAGUAUGACGACCCGCAGGCCAAGAUCAGCAAGGCGGAGCUCGUUAGCAAGAUGCUCCGGGGCGAGACGGGCGCGGGUGCGGGCGGGAGUGGUAAGGUGGUGAGGCCGAAGCCUGCGCCGGCGCCGGCGGGGCGGGCUUAUGGGGGUGGGAGGAGCAUGCGGCCGAGGUGAGGUGGGGGUGACGGACGCCUCGUUCCGGGAUGGUUGGUUGGUCGGUCGGGAUGUACUAGAUACUCCUCUUUUUUCUUUUGCUGCUCCCAUGGCUUAUCAUCUUGGUCUGGCCCCAUAUCGACGACGACGACGGCGACGACGACGAUGAUGAUGUUUCUUGUAUGUUUGAUGGGGGAGGCACCUGCAUACCACUUGGCUAAUUCUUGUUUCAUGGAGUCUGGUGUACGCCUGGCUGGCUGGCUGGCUGGGCCGGGCUAGAGGUAUCUAUCUAGUCUGGGGAUACAUAGCCGGUAAUGAUGAACAUCCUUGAAUGAUA
This is a messenger RNA of Diaporthe batatas, 3218 nucleotides long. RefSeq lists its product as uncharacterized. NCBI's taxonomy places the organism in Eukaryota, Fungi, Ascomycota, Sordariomycetes, Diaporthales, Diaporthaceae. The transcript is spliced from 3 exons. Bases 143 to 2902 code for a protein of 919 amino acids. The record is from RefSeq and is a predicted model, not a curated record. Gene Ontology annotation, biological process: DNA replication initiation; mitotic DNA replication checkpoint signaling; mitotic G2 DNA damage checkpoint signaling.